Molecule: messenger RNA, 1667 nt
Organism: Paramisgurnus dabryanus
Lineage: Eukaryota; Metazoa; Chordata; Actinopteri; Cypriniformes; Cobitidae
Gene: nanp
Product: N-acetylneuraminic acid phosphatase
Biological process (GO): dephosphorylation; N-acetylneuraminate biosynthetic process
Molecular function (GO): N-acylneuraminate-9-phosphatase activity
Source: RefSeq, a predicted model, not a curated record
UCACCAACCGGAGUUCCGCGUGUUCGGAAAUGCAGUUAAUAAUAAGCGUGUUACUGUAACAUAAUGGAAAACCGAGGAGUUUUAGCGAUAAUAUUUGAUCUGGACAAUACACUGAUCGAUACAGCCGGCGCGGGACGAGUGGCCAUUCAGAAGGUCUGCGAUCUGCUGAAGUCUACAUCUGUGCAGGAAGACCACAUCAGACACAUCUGUGAACGCUUUUUAAAAAAGCUUCUCCAUGAACAGUUCGACCCAUCAAAAGGCAGAACGAUAGACGACGUUAGGAUCCAUCACUGGUACGAAGCUCUGCAGGAGACCCAAGGCACAGACCCGGAUCCAGAUCUGGCUUCCAGGUGCUAUUACACGUGGAAAAACACACGCUUGCAGGUGCUGAAUCUGUCUCCUAAGGUUCAAUCUCUGCUGAAGGAACUCCAGAAAAACUACAAACUGCUGCUGCUCACCAACGGUGACACUCAGACCCAGUGGGAGAAGAUAAAGGCGGUGGGAUGUGAGGAUUUCUUUAGUGCGCUGGUCGUGAGUGGAGAUCACCCUGAGGAGAAACCGGCUCUCUCAAUCUUUACCUACUGUUUUGAGAGUCUGGGAGUUCAGCCGCAGGACUGCAUCAUGGUGGGCGAUUCUCUCAGUACGGACAUCCAGGGUGGCAUCAAUGCAGGAGUGAAGGCAACUGUGUGGAUAAACAGUGGAAGUAAAUGUAUCCCACAGAGUCAUGUGACUCCAGACUACACCAUACCUAGCGUAUUGAAUCUAAUGGAUGUUCUAGCUAAACUGUCUUGACGUUAUACCACAGGGCUAUUGAAUGCUUUAUUCUGAUUGGAUGAAAUAUGUUCCACCACGGCUAUGCAUUAUUUUUCGAUAAACGCACACCGAACCUGCCAAAUGUUUUAAAAUAACCGUCAGAGCAAUGUCUUCUGUGGUAACCGUGGUAUAAGCAUAAUAAUUGAGUCCGGUCUUUUGAAUUUUUUUUAAAUAAUGCACACCCAAGGUGAAAAUACUGUGCGUUUUUUUCCAAAUAAUUUAACAGCUGUCGUUUUUUUUUCUUUACAUAAAGUGAAGUGUUUUUGCACCUCUAGCCUAAAGUGAAGUGUUUUUGCACCUCUAGCCAUUGUAUAAAUUGUCAAAGAUUUUGGGGGUCCCCUAGCUUAUCCCCCCUCAUUAUUAUAGGGUCGCCGUGAUUUCACAAAGUAAGAUAUGAUUCUGGAGCAACAUUUUCUUUGCAAAGGGUCAUUUGGGACAAAUUAAUGGACAUUAUCGCUUUGUGGCUGCGCAGCAUGAUUUUUAAAUUUAUGUAGUUUUUUAAUUUUAAUAAAAACGAGGGGACCCCUCUAAUUGAUAUUUUUCUGCUUUAUUGGGGGUCCCUCAAUGCUUAUAGGAGGUCUGGACCACCCUAGCCCCCCCCUCUCAACUCGAACACUGCCUCUAGUUUUACUAAAUUAAUCUGCAAAAUAAUUAUUAUAUUACAAACUGGAAACAUUAAAUGGAUUACUUGAAUGAUAGGUGACAUUGAUGGUUAAAUCAUUUAAAAUUAAUGUCAAUGUACCUCUGAUUUGAUUUUUUUAUAUUUAAAUGAUUUUAAAACAAUCUUAAAUCUUGAUUUAAACUGACGGUCACGUUCAAUGUCUAAAUAAAAUUUAAUCAAUCUUUAAAGUCUG